UAGAAACCAAUGGCGACAAUUUGAAGUGACUGACCUCUUUUUGAAUAACUAUUAGAAACGUGAACAAGUCUAGAGAUUUAAUCUAGCUGGUAAUAGUUACUGUCGGCUUUUAAAUUAUUAUUAUUUUCUGAAAAUGAAUCAUAAUCACACUUAUCCAUUACCAGCAAAUGUAAAAUCAACACAUCAUGCCACAUAUAUACAUCCAAGAUUAAUGCCUGGUUAUCGAGGACACUGUCCAGGUGAAAAAUUUGAUUAUGGUCAAACAUAUGGAGCAUAUACAUGUAAACAAUUUCAAGAUUAUCGUUCAACAGUCCUUCAGUCAUCAAUGACACCGUAUGAAGAUGGAGGAAAUUUUCCGACAUUUUUAUCGCAUAAUCCAGAUCUUGUUAUUAAUAAAAGAAUACAAGGUAGACAACGGUAUGGUGACAGAUUCUAUUGUCAACUUUAUAAUAAAGAUGAUCAGAGAUCUAAUGAACUUAGACAAUUUGACUUGGCAGUUCAAAAGCAUCGUGAGUAUUACAAGGACAAAACGGGAACUAAAGCACCUGUAACUGAUUUUCUCAUUCCAACAACUAAUAUGGAGUUUAUUAAAGAAAAAUGUCUACCCUAAUUUAUUGUGAUGCAUUAAAAUAUAUGCGUUAUCAUCGUAACCAUAGAUGAAAAUAUAAUAAAAGAGUACAAGAC
This is a messenger RNA of Trichobilharzia szidati, 684 nucleotides long. Lineage: Eukaryota; Metazoa; Platyhelminthes; Trematoda; Strigeidida; Schistosomatidae. The record is from the annotation of a GenBank genome assembly.